Nicotiana attenuata is the source of this 1050-nucleotide messenger RNA. RefSeq lists its product as uncharacterized. The record is from RefSeq and is a predicted model, not a curated record. The transcript has 5 exons. The coding region runs from base 1 to 1050 and encodes 349 amino acids. NCBI's taxonomy places the organism in Eukaryota, Viridiplantae, Streptophyta, Magnoliopsida, Solanales, Solanaceae.
AUGUAUUUCCGCACCUGCGAUAGGCGCAGAUGCAGUCUUGAAGCCGCAGAAGUGGAGUCUAGGAUUUUAAGUGAAAUCCGCUCUUGCGAUGGAAUAUCCGCAGAGGAUAGUGAAAUGGAGGCUAAUGUUCCUAAUAUUGUCGACCAUACUGAAUCACAAACAGUAGAUUGUGAGGUUGCAACUGAUUGUAGUUCAAAUGAGAGUGAAGAUGAUACCGUUUUUUCAGAUUAUGACUCUGAAGAUUUAGAAAGUGACACCAAAAGACUGAGGUACAUGUGUGAGGUUGGCUGCCCCUUUGUUUGUCUCAUUUCUGAGGAUAAGAAUGGUGGUGGGGUUAAGAUCAAAACUCUUAAGUCAAAACAUAAGUGUAACCCUGCAUAUGAUAACGCUAGGAUUGAUUUUAAUACUAUUGCAGAAUAUUUUAAGAACAAGCUGCAGGAGAAUCCUAUCAUCAAAGUUAAGGAGAUGAGAGUAGCCUUGAAAACUACCUUCAACAUCAAUGUUAGCCAUGCAAAGUGUAAGAGGGCCAAGAGAAUGAUACUUGAAUCCCUUGCUGGUAGUUUUACUAAUGAGUAUAAUAAGAUAGAGGCAUAUGCUAAUGAAUUGAGGCUGCGUAAUCCAGGGAGUGAUGAAAUAAUUACCUUAUCAAAGGAUGCACUUGCUGAAGGAAAUAGAAUAUUUUCUAGGAUGUAUAUCUGCUUCCAUGCUCUAAAAAUAGGGUUUAAGAGUGGGUUGAAACCCUUUAUUGGCUUGGAUAGAACUUUAUUGGAAAGAAAGGCUAAAGGUCACCUCGACCUGGUUCUAAUCAUUGUUGAACAAUUCAUUAGACCUCAAUCUGGGGAAGGAUACACAUUUAUGUUAGACACGCAGAAGGGCGUAAUUGAGGCAGUUCAGAGAGUAGUUCCUGAUGCACACCACAAAUACUAUGUGAGGCACAUAGAGGCUAACUGGUGUAGGAGAUGGGGUGCUGGGAAUUUGAAGAAAUAUGUCACGACCCCAAUUCCCCUCCGUAAGAUGUCGCGCUGGCACCCAGUCUCUAAGACUAGGUAA